AUGGCCAAUACGGAUCUCUCGAAAGUGUCUUUCAAUCCAUCGACGUCUGUGACUUUCCAAACUGUGGCGAGGAAACAACAAGUCAAGUUGGAGAUCAUAAACAAUUCUACAAGUCCUGUAUUGAUCAAGUUCAAAAACACUAAUCCAGCAGUUUUCGCUACGACUCCAAAAGAUGGAAAGCUGGCAGUUGGUCAGAAGCAAGAGUUUAAAUGUGCCUUCAAGGGAGCGACAAAAGAAGAUCUUGAGAAAAACCAUAAACUCUUGCAGCAGAGAUUUACCAUUGUAAUGGUUGCUGUUUCAGCAAAUGUUAAUACUGAAAUGGCAAAGAAAAAUGCAUUCAAAACAGUGACUUUGAAGCAUAAGAUAAAUAUCUUAUUCGCUGGAGUAAAUGACCAAAAAGAGAAGGAAGCUCCGCAAGCAACCAAUAACGAUGAUGUUGAAGACAAGGAUCGUGAAGGAAAGAUGCGAUCGAAGGGCAGGAGUGAACCUCCGAAUGUCAAGAGGGCUAACGUGGUGAUGUUCAUGAGAAAGGAAGGAGAAUCAAUUUCGGAUGAAGAUGACGAUGAAGGUGGUGCAACUGCCCCAGCUGCUCAGGCUCCAAAUGAUGACAUGAUGACAACUCGUCCUGCCGGAAAUUUCACUGGACAAGUGGCUGCGAACGAAAAUCUCGGAGGGCCAAACACUCCAACAAGCGAUAUGAAAACUACUCGUCCUGCUGGAAUCUUCACUGGUCAAGUUGCUUCUAAUGCAGUCCCUGGAGCACCAGUUGAUCCAAAAAGUGUUGGACUUCUUACGACUCGUCCAGCUGGAGCAUUCAAUGGACUAGUCACACCUAAUGCAGAAGGAGCUGAUGAAAAGGAUAACCUAAAAACAACAAAACCAGCUGGAUCAUUUGAAAAUCCGCAGAAACGCAAUAACAAGUAA
Messenger RNA from Caenorhabditis remanei, 924 nucleotides. RefSeq lists its product as uncharacterized. The record is from RefSeq and is a predicted model, not a curated record. The coding region runs from base 1 to 924 and encodes 307 amino acids. The transcript is spliced from 3 exons. Lineage: Eukaryota; Metazoa; Nematoda; Chromadorea; Rhabditida; Rhabditidae.